UUGGCGGUGGCCGUGGCCGUGGCGGUGGCGGUGGCUGCGGGCGGAGUCGCCUGUGGUCCGAGCGCCUGCACUGAGUGCUUGCUCUGAGUAUUUUUCUGUCAGCAUUGAAGACACUUACAUGGAAUCUCCGGACCCAGAAAGACUAUUGCAAUGCCCUUAUGAUAAAAAUCACCACAUCAGGGCCUGCAGGUUUCCUUAUCACCUUAUCAAGUGCAAAAAGAACCAUCCUGAUGUUGCAAAAAAAUUGGCUACAUGUCCAUUCAAUGCUCGUCACCUGGUUCCAAGGACUGAACUGAGUCAUCAUAUCUCAAUAUGUGAUGACAGGUGCUGUAUAGAACAGGAUGUGGUCAACCCAACCAGGAACUCUGGACAGGACACUCUGUCCAAGAACACAUUGCAGUACCCUCCUUGUGACGAAGACUGGGAUCAAGAAUUGGCUGAAGAGAAUAACACCACCCCAUUUAUCUGGGGUAGAACUGGGUUCUGUGACAAUAAAUGUCCUGCAGGCAACAUAGCUAUGGAACAUAAAAGUAAUCUGGCUUCAGACAAGCAAGUUCCAAAGACUCUGCCAUGGAAAAACAGUGGAUAUGGACAGUAAGUGAACAUCUUUCACAAAUGCCAGAAUCCAGAAGAAUCUUGCUUAUUCCUGCUGUCCAAGGAGCC
Molecule: messenger RNA, 663 nt
Organism: Jaculus jaculus (lesser Egyptian jerboa)
Lineage: Eukaryota; Metazoa; Chordata; Mammalia; Rodentia; Dipodidae
Product: gametocyte-specific factor 1-like
Exons: 9
Coding region: 119-598 (159 amino acids)
Source: RefSeq, a predicted model, not a curated record